Molecule: messenger RNA, 5737 nt
Organism: Danio aesculapii
Lineage: Eukaryota; Metazoa; Chordata; Actinopteri; Cypriniformes; Danionidae
Product: KN motif and ankyrin repeat domain-containing protein 2-like
Exons: 13
Coding region: 190-3441 (1083 amino acids)
Biological process (GO): negative regulation of actin filament polymerization; negative regulation of transcription by RNA polymerase II; negative regulation of vitamin D receptor signaling pathway
Cellular component (GO): cytoplasm
Molecular function (GO): protein binding
Source: RefSeq, a predicted model, not a curated record
AAGGGGACGCGCUUCACGCUUGGGCUGCGGUGUUUUUGUCUGUCAGUGAGUCUGCUGGCCUUAUCGACUGAGGACACUGGAAGUGGGAUUUUGGUGGCACCCAUAAAAGAGUUGCAGAAAUCGAAAGAGGAGAGCGAGGAGGCCGGGGAAGAGAGACCAUAAUUGCAGCACAGAGAGACUGGCUGGUGAAUGACAAUCAUGGCUCAGGUGCUUCAUAUGGACUCCAGUUUUCCUGGGAAGAUUAACCCCCCAGUGCCCCCCUCCUUGCAUGCAAAGGACCAAGAGGCUCCAUAUUCAGUAGAAACUCCUUACGGAUACCGUCUGGACCUUGACUUUCUUAAGUAUGUCAAUGAUAUUGAGAAAGGCAACACUAUUAAGAAGGUGCCAGUGCAGCGCCGGCCACGUUACGGCUCGCUUCCACGUGGCUAUGGCUACACAGGCUCCUGGUGGACCUCCACCGAGUCCCUGUGCUCCAAUGCCAGCAUGGACAGCCGGCACUCGUCAUACUCCUACUGCGCACCAGGCUUCCACACCUCGCAGAGACCCAACUUCAGUACAGCACGUGUAGAGAAAACCCUAAUGGAUGCUCGUCGGAAGCUAGAGGAAGAGAAAGAUGGCCGCCGUUUCUCAAAUUUGGGCAGCAUGCACAGCAGUAUGGCCGGCUCCAAUACAUCUCUUUCCAGUGCACACAGCUUCAAUCGUGCCCAAGGAGGGGGCUCCUAUACACCAAUGAGCUCCGGCUUGUCCACACCCGUCUCCCCGACACCAGCUCACCUGCAGCAUGUGCGGGAGCAGAUGGCCGUUGCCCUCCGGAAGAUCCGGGAGCUGGAGGAACAGGUGAAAACCAUCCCUGUGCUGCAAGUCAAGAUCUCUGUACUUCAAGAGGAGAAGAGGCAGCUCAGUGUGCAACUCAAGAGCCAGAAGUUCUUGGGACACACGCUGGGGUUUAAUCGAAACCGUCCAAGAGGCGAACUCUACAUUGACAUACCCGAGGAGGAGGCAGGAAAUGGGGCAGGAGCUGCAAACAAAGCCACAGGGAGUCUUUCACCCACCACUCCCGGCUCCCUCCAAGACUCAGGAUGUGAAAUAGAGGAGACUGUAAUUGUAGCAGGGGCUCGUCUGGGUGCAAAGCGGGAGGUGCGAACUGUAGGUGUGGGGCCCGAAGCAGAAGAAAGGGGUUAUCGUCAAGUGGGGGUAGGAGUGCAAGAGGAAGACUUGGGGCUGCUGCCUGAAGCCGAAGCCCUCAAAACCAAAGUGGGACUUUUAGAAGUUCAGCUGAGGAAAACCAUGCAGGAGCUACAGAGCGCUCAGCAGCAAGUGGAAGCAGCACAGAAAGAGAGGCAGACAGUUUGCCCUCAGGUAGACCACGCAGUGAGAGCUACCAGUCUCGGCUGGCAGGAGCAGCAGGGUCAGGCUGGAGCGGGCCUGCAUACUGUUGUCAGUUUUACUAAGCAGCCUCAUCAGCAGAGGACUGUGGGCAUCCAAGUCUACACGCUGGAGCAGCCCACAGUGGUGGGUGUGGGGACACUGCUAAGAGCCCAGGGCUGCACUUAUCCUGCUCAACUGGAGGCGUCUCACAGAAGAUAUGGAGAGUCCCCAGCAGCGGAGGAAUUGCCACGUGAGUUUCCCAUUGCAAUAAGCUCUAAGCAGGUGCGUGAGGUCUUGAGAAGUGAGGUCUCCAAAUCAGUGCCAGUGACCAACCAGGCAACUCCUAUGGAAACAAAGUGCAACCAAGUGACUGUGGUCUGCCAACGGCUAAAAGAAGGAGAGAUUAAUCAGCAACCAGCAGAAGAAGCCAUCCAAAUUGAUCCAGCCAACCCAGCCUCCCCUCAGUCUAACCUGAGGUCAAUCAUGAAGAGGAAGGCUGACGGGGAACCUGGCUCUCCAUACACCAAAAAGAACCUGCAGUUCAUAGGAGUCAAUGGAGGGUACGAGUCAACAUCCUCUGAAGAGAGUAGCUCUGAAAGUUCAGAAGAUGAGAGCGAUGCAAGCGAAUACCACGAGGCUACGGAGAAACUACCGGAAUCAGCGACACCACAGUCUCAGGUGGCCUCCUGCAUCCCACAGCCCAUCUCUGAGACACCAGCUGCCCAAACGCCUCAGCACAGCACUGCCCAGAUACCAGCCAAUCACACUGCAGCACUGCAGACCACCAGCCAAUCACACGCCAUAGAUGCAACUACCCAGCAACAGGUCACCCAAUCACCACCAGCAGAGGCUGAUGUACAGCACUGUGUCAGCCAAUCAUCAGUGACUGUCACAGCUCCUCUAGAGGGUGAUGUUCAAUGUGUUUUCCAAGGGCGUAACUCUCAAAGCACUUCCACUUCUCUUGAACAAAACUCUGUCCAGUUGUCAUCUGCGCCGCAGCAGUCCAAAGCCACUGAUUCAAACGUUGAGACAGAUCACGGUCAAACAGACGUGUCGGACUUCUCCGCUCAGCAAUCGAUCACUCAAACACAAUCCACCAGUGCCAAACCUCAGCAAGAUGCUAGCCAAUCAAAAACUGCUGACCUCACACCCCAGAAAGGAGCAACACACUCUACUGAUGGCUCAGCGAAACAGGACAUAGCCAUAUCCUCCACCACUGAACCAGCUGCAGAUACAGCAGCACCUGCUGAUAAUCAAGACGACAGCCUGGAAUUGAGUGUUGGUCUCAUGUCGGCUCUGCACAUCUUGCAGAAGGCACUCAGCGAACCAAAUGCAUUCAGCCAUCAAGAUGCGAGGACGGCGUACACCAGUGUCCUGCAGGAGUGGCUCCGGGUCUCCUGUCAUAAAGCUGCUGACACCGCAGUGGUGAAGGCCUACAUGGACGCUUUCGCCUCCAUUUCCCCACAGCUCCUGGAGUUCGUCAUCAACAUGGCUGACGGCAAUGGAAACACGGCUCUUCACUACACCGUCUCUCACUCCAACUUCCCCGUAGUGAAGCUGCUGCUGGAUACCGGUCUCUGUAAUGCUGACAAGCAGAACAAGGCUGGUUACACAGCCAUCAUGUUGACAGCUCUGGCUGCCUUCAGCUCGGACAGUGACCUUCAGACCGUCCUACAGCUGCUCCGCACCGGCGACGUCAAUGCCAAAGCCAGCCAGGCAGGGCAGACGGCACUGAUGCUAGCGGUCAGUCAUGGCCGAGGGGACAUGGUGAAGGCUCUGCUGGCGUGUGGAGCUCAGGUGAAUCUGCGGGACGAUGACGGCUCCACGGCGCUUAUGUGUGCCUGUGAACAUGGACAUGUGGACAUUGUGCGCCAGCUGCUGUCUGUGCCCGGCUGCGACGCCACGCUCACUGAUAACGAUGGCAGCACUGCUCUCUCUAUCGCGCUGGAGGCCAGUCAGAAUGACAUUGCUGUGCUUCUGUAUGCACACCUCAAUUUCGCCAAGCCGCCUUCUCCUGUGUCACCAAAGUCUCCAAUUCUGGGCUCUUCUCCUCCGUCCUCUGAACUGAAGUAAACAGAUGUCAUAAAUCUGAGCUGUCUUUUCUUCCAGCAAACCUUCCUUGUCCAUUCCACUGUCUAUGUGUGUGUGUGUACAUGUGUGUGUGCGCACUUGUUUUUAUAACAUGUUGGGCACUUGUGUUGACUAAAUCAAAGUCCUUACUGGUAAACGUGCUUAUAAAUCAUACAGAAUGAAGUAUUUUGAAAAUGUAAAAAAAAAGCAGAUUGUUUUAGUCCCCAUUGAUAGUACCCAUCGCGAUAUAAGAACAAGUGAGAGAGAGAGAGUGUGUGUGUGUGUUUGUGUGUGUGUGUGUAUACACAGUUUACUUUUAGAGGUAUAAAAAUUGUGCACUCUUUUAAAAGUCUUUAGCACUUGACACCAUUGGACAACAUUUUCUCAACAUAGGCUCAUUCUGAAAACGUAGCCGUAUAUACAUUUCUGGAGAUCGCGAAUUAUGUAGCCAGAGGUACGUAUGGCUGCAUUUUGUCUUUAAAACAAACACUACGGGGCAGUAUGAUGCUGUUCCUUUUCGCGCUUACCAGCUAACCGCGUUCUUUUAUGUGGAUGGCUUUCCCGCUGUUACCAGUUUGUCCAGUAGCUCCACAUGUACAUCGCAUGAUUUAAGACGCAGAGCAAAGCUGACCGCGGCGACGAGAUUUGAGUCUGACGAAUAACGGUUCUAGAAAGCGGGUAAGAAUAAAACAGAAGCCAAAAAAUAAAAUAAACAAAUAAAUAACAGAAAGAGAAGGUGGUAAAAUCUGAAAACAUGGUAAAAAUCAGGCGAAAACAAAGACUGCAAAAAAAACGUAGCUCCUGGAACACAUUUGGUGCUCUCUCCAGAAAUGUAUAUAGGGGUACGCUUUCAGAAUGAGUCUGGGUUGGUUUUUCUGUUCCUUUUGUAGCUUUUUUCCAUUAUAGCACCAAACACAGGUUUGAGAUUUGAUUAUAAAUAACAAUGAGCGUGUAACAGCAAUAUAAUUCAUCUAGUGCUCUACUUGCUGACAUGAGUGUUAUCUAAUAUACUAAGGAAGCCUGUUUUCAGCAAAGAAUGAAAACAGAAACAGGAAUUGUCCACAUGUUUAAGCCCACAUCUCACAAUUCUUCCUUUAUUUCUCUGAAAUUCAUAUUACUAUGAACCUAUUUUGAGUUAUAAACCUCUAAACAUUUAUAUGUAAACGUACAUCCCUGAAAAAAGUAAUAAUUAUGGGAUGUAAACUUAGAAUUAUGAUUUAAAAAUCGAAUUAUGAUAAAGUCCUACACUAAACAAAAUGAUUCAUUGAAUUUACUAGAUUUUUUUAAGGUAAGUGGUUGCAAACAUUUUAUAUGGGCUUAAUUUAAACAAGCAAAAUUACAAAAUUCACAUUACUAAAUUUAAUUUGUUUGUUUAAUAGGCGACGCAGUGGCUCAGUGGUUAGCAUUGUCACCUCAGCAAGAAGGUCACUGAUUCGAGUCUCGGCUGGGUCAGUUAGCAUUUCUGUGGGAGUUUGCAUGUUCUCCCCAUGUUGGCGUGAGUUUCCUCCGUGUGCUCCGGUUUCCCUUAGUCCAAAGACAUGCGCUAUAGGGGGGAAUGUGAGAGUGUAUGGGUGUUUCCCAGUACUGAGUUGCAGGUGGAAUGGCAACUGCCGUGUAAAGCAUAUGCUGGAUAAAUUUAAGGUUCAUUCCACUGUGGUGAACCCCUGAUGAAUAAAGGGACCAAGCAGAAGAAAAAUGAAUGAAUGAAUUUGUUUGUUUAAAUUCAGCCCAUAUAAGUGAUUUCAAGUCAAGUCAAGUUGGCUUUUAUUGUCAUUUCAACGAUAUAUACAGUGCAGUACACAGUGAAACGAAACAGUGUUUCCUCAGGACCAAGGUGCUACAUCAAACAACAUAACUUGACAACGUAACACAGAAUGAAAUAAAAUAAGACAAACUAAAAUAAAAAUAAGAAUAAGAGUGCAAAGUGUGGUUUGUGCAACAGUUUGUGCAAAUAAGACAGGACAGACAAGACAAGACAAGACAAGAAACAGUAACGCCGACCAGAACACUACAGAUGUUGUGCAAAUAAUGGAUUGGUUUACAACCACUUUCCUUAAAACAUCUAAUAAAUUACUGUAAUUUUACAUUUAUAUCUCGCAUUUCUGAGUUUACUCUUAGAGUUUUGUUUAUAUCUAAUAAAUUAGUUUAUAUAUCAAAUCAGUUCUCAAUUUCUCUAUAUUUUUCUCAGUUUUGAAUGGUUUCUAUCUUUCAGUUUCAAAUAAUUCAUUUCAGAUGUGCAAGUCACACUGCAAAAAGCGAUAUUUGACUUUAAAAAAAUGAGUAAGUAAAUGGUUAAGUG